AUGCCUGGAGGACCGCUGGAUCUUGGGAAGUUCCUACCAGUGCGGAUCCUGGUGCUCGUCAGCUUCGGCCUCCAAGUCGUCCUCUUCGUCUGCGCUGGAGUCCGUCGACAUGAAGCCACCGGCGUGUGGAGGCUGCGGAGGCUACUCCUCUGGCAAGCAUACAUUAUGGCGGACUACAUGGCCAUAUAUGCCCUUGGCCACCUCUCCCUCAGGAGCAAGGCACACGAUCACCAGCUCGACGCGUUUUGGGCGCCGUUUCUCCUGCUGCACCUCGGCGGCCCGGACAACAUCACCGCCUACGCACUCCAGGACAACCAGCUCUGGCUUCGCCACCUCCAAACCCUUGUUCUGCAGGUCGGCGGAGCAGCCUAUGUCAUCUACAAGAACAGAGCCGGCAGUGUCGCCCCCAAACUGAUCUUCGCGGUUGGCCUUGUCAAGUACGUGGAGAGGACAUGGGCACUGAAGUGCGGCAACUUGGACAGCAUCCGCAUCUCCGUCAAGACGCAACCACCUGCCAUGCAUAAACAUUCUCACCGCCAGGAUGAAGUGCCUUCUUCGAAAAAGAAUGAAGAUCAGUUUGACGAGGAAUCCCAUUUGCGACGAGCUCACUCUCUGUUCCACAUCUGCAAGCGUGCCAUGGUUGAUUGUUCGGUGUUCGUAAAGGAUCCAGACGGCCGGCAGGACACCCGGAAAAUGAUGGCGGGCAAAGUGGAGCUAUGGAGAUUAAUGGAGACCGAGCUCUCCCUCAUGUAUGACAUCUUGUACACCAAGGCAGCUGUCAUCCACACCUGGCACGGGUACUGCAUCCGUCUCAUCUCGCCAAUAGCAACCUUUGUGUCUCUGGUGCUUUUCCGGCUAAGCGGCAACGACAAGGACGACGGCCGCCGAAGAGCUGAUGUCAUUAUCACCUACGUCUUGUUUGUCGGUGCCUUGUUCAUGGAGACCACAUCCCUGCUGAACGCGCUGGUGUCCUCUUGGGCAUUCGCGUUCCUGAGCACAACAAGAUGGCGCCGGUUUCGCUACGAAGCCCUGUGCAGCGAAAGAUGGGACCGUCUAAGGCGCAAGGUCGUAUCUCUCCACCAUUUUGUCAUGGGAGAAGGCAGCAGGUAUGAGUCGAGGAGGUGGUCGGGCAACAUGGGGCAGUACAACAUGAUGCACUUCUGCACCCGCCCGGACACGCCGAUGACCAGCCCUCUGCUCGGCAGGCUGGCCAAGGCGGUGCGUCUCAUGGAGACGUGGAACAAGAAGCACUACUCAGGGACCGUCAACAUUUCAGACUAUCCUCUGAUCAGGGAGCGUAUCGCCGGACGUAUGGGGCAACUGUACAAGGACGUGGGGCUGAAUUCGCUGGGAAUGCUGAGGAAGAAGUGGGGUGAGGAACCACUUGCUCGCAGGGGCUUGUACCGGGGAUUUCUCCAGAAGUCCCUCGGUGUCGAGUUCCAGGAGGGCAUCAUCAUCUGGCACAUCGGCACCGACGUCUUCCUCUCCAAGAGCGAGAGAGCCAAGGCCGAGGCCGCAUCGCCUCGUCCUCUUGGUCUCGUGAAGGCGAUCAAGGUGCUGUCCAACUACAUGAUGUUUCUACUAGUGGAACGCCCUUACAUGCUUCCGGGCAACGCCCAGAGCAGGCUGUACCAACGGACUAACGAAAACCUUGGCGACCUGCGGAAGCGGUCGACUCUUGGGCGACGUCGCAAAAUGAGUAUCUGUGCUAUGGUGAAGAGUAUGUUCCGCCUGCGCGAUGGCCCGGGCUCAACUUCUUCCAGGCCCAGCGAUGGCGAGGAGCUUGCAAAACACCUAUAUCGUGAGCAUGUCAAUGGCAGCACCAAGUUCACCCAUGAGUGUCCUCGUCUCACCUAUGCAGCCCGACUUGCCCAGGAACUGCUGGAAAUGGAGAAACAUAAGCUGGAUGAUUCGUUGCAGCUUGUCCUUGAGGUGUGGAUGGAUCUCCUGGUCUAUGCGGGCAACAAAUGCAGCAAAGAGUCCCACGCCAAGAAGCUCAACGAUGGUGGUGAGUUGACGACCAUCAUCUGGCUCAUGGCAGAACACCUCCAUCAACUCUCUGUUGAGGAGGAUAGCUACCAGGGUUUACUCAGGGAAGAUGGUGUAUAA
This is a messenger RNA of Triticum turgidum subsp. durum (durum wheat), 2109 nucleotides long. NCBI's taxonomy places the organism in Eukaryota, Viridiplantae, Streptophyta, Magnoliopsida, Poales, Poaceae. The record is from the annotation of a GenBank genome assembly.